This is a messenger RNA of Prunus armeniaca (apricot), 237 nucleotides long. Lineage: Eukaryota; Viridiplantae; Streptophyta; Magnoliopsida; Rosales; Rosaceae. The record is from the annotation of a GenBank genome assembly.
AUGUAUGGCCCUAAGGCUGCUUACACUAUGACCCAAGAAAAGGCAAAUUCUCAUGCCCCGUCUGCCAAUUUGUGGAUAAUUUACACUGGUGCUUAUGAUCAUAUGACUUGUGAUACUAACAUGUUUAAUGACUUGUCUCGUAACCCUCGUGAUUACUAUAUCACUAGUACUAAUGGUUUACCUUCCCCCGUUACCGAUGAAGGAUCUCAUAACUCACUAGACGAUCGGGCAUGGUAA